AUGGCUGAUUAUCAAGUGACCGUGUCCACUUCCUAUCUGGAUGAUGCCGGCACUUGUGACCAUGUCUUCAUUAAGCUGGUGGGAAAGGAUGGUGAGAGCGAACGCACGAGGCUCAUGGGCUCCAAGGGAGAGUCAUCCUUCAUCAGAGGAGCAGUGUCUACUUUUACUGUGUCCUGCCCUGUCUCCAUUGGAAAGCUGGUCCGGAUAGAGCUUGAAAAACAGCCUUCCCAAAAUCCGGACAAGUGGUUUCCCACCAAGGUGGAAGUGAAAUCCCCCGAGGGAGACACCUUCAAGUUUCCCCUCUACUGCUGGAUCACUGACAGCAAGGUGCACCGCUUCAGAGGGGGAAUAGGUUUGUGGAAAUGUGUUUGUCUGACAUCCUGUAUGUUGUUCACUGACCACAGAAGAGAUAAAAGAAAGACAUACCAGAAUCAGCGAGAGAGAGACUAUCGCUGGCAUGAGCAUGCAGAGGGAAUACCCCACUGCAUGAAGGCAGAAGACCUCUCUGAUCUGCCUUCUGAGGUACAGUUCUCCUUCACCAAGGAUGCAGAGUUUAAGCUCACUGCAGCUUUUGGGCUGGCUGAGCUAUACCUGAAAGGUCUGGCUGAUUCCAGGGAGAACUGGCUUGAUAUUGAUGCCAUCAAGGGGGUGUUCUGUUGCAAACGGACUGACAUAUCAGACUAUGUCCAGAAACACUGGAAGGAGGAUGCUCUUUUUGCCUACCAGUUUCUAAAUGGCGUCAACCCCGUGUUGAUCCGACGCUGUUCAGCUCUGCCUGAUAACUUUCCUGUCACUGACGACAUGGUCUUCCCCAGUGGUCAGUUCAGCUUGGAAAAUGAAAUGGAGGAAGGCAACAUAUUCCUGUGUGACUACAAGCGUUUGGAUGGACUGAAAGCAAACACCAUCCAUGGGAAGAAGCAGUACUUGAUGGCUCCCCUCGUCCUGCUCCACAAAACACCUGAUAACAAGCUGAUGCCAGUUGCUAUUCAGCUGAAGCAGACUCCAGCAGAAGACAACCCCAUCUUCCUUCCUACUGAUUCUGAGUACGACUGGUUGACGGCCAAGAUUUUUGUGAGAAGUGCAGAUUUCAACGAGCAUCAAGUCAACUCUCACCUGCUGCGCACUCAUCUGCUGGCUGAAGUGUUUGCAGUGUCACUGCUGCGCAACAUGGACAGGAAACAUCCACUGUACAAGGUCCUUGUACCUCACACCCGCUACACUCUGCAUAUCAACUUCUUGGCGAGAGAUGGUUUGAUAUCCGAGACUGGAGUUUUCACAAAGUUUGCAUCCUCUGGUGGAGAGGGUAUGGUGACACUGAUGCAGAGAUCACUGUCCUCAGUGACCUACAGCUCCCUCUGCUUACCAGACGACAUCGCUGAGCGUGGGCUGGAGGACGUGCCGAACUUCUACUACAGGGAUGAUGGACUCAGGCUUUGGGAUAUCAUCCACAGGUUUGUGCAGGGAGUGCUCGGCUUCUACUACAAGAAUAAUGAUGCGGUCAAGGAAGACGAGGAACUGCAGAGGUGGAUUGGGGACAUUUUUGAACACGGAUUCCUUUCCCAAGAAGGCACAGGAAUUCCACAGCGCUUUACCACCGUGGAAGAGUUGGUCAAGUUUGUCACCAUGGUGAUCUUCACUUGCUCAGCACAACACUCUGCUGUGAACACUGGACAGUAUGACUAUGGAGGCUGGAUGCCCAACACUCCCACCAGCCUGCAGCUUCCUCCACCAACCAAAAAGGGGAAAACAAGCGAGGCCACGAUGCUGCAGACAUUACCUGACAUGGGCACGUCAGCCAAUGCAAUGGCUUCCAUAUGGUUACUCAGCAAACCAUCCUUUGACUUUGUUGGUCUUGGCAAGUCCCUGGAGAAGCAUCACAGUCAUGAGAUUCCCUCCAGCCAUGUAACAGCUUUUCAAGGAGAGCUUCAAGCGUUAAGCGCACGCAUCAAAAUCAGAAACAUGAGUCUGGAGGUGCCAUACACAUACAUGGAUCCAGAGAAGAUAGAAAAUAGUGUGGCCAUUUGAAUGUCAGAUGGUAUGACCUCCUGAGCUGUUGGCCAAAUUCAGCUUCAUAUUAACAAAAGUGAUAAACGGAAAAACUGCAUGUUUUGUUUUUAACUGAUACUAUGGUGGAAGGAAGCUACCUCAUGUGAUCAUUUUAUAUAUCUGUGAUUUUUAUAUAACCUAACUGAUUUAACUGUGGGGAAAAUGUGGUUUUAAAUCAUAAUCUACAUCUUAAAUCUUCUUAGUAUGUCGGUGAAUAUACAGGGUCUCUUAUCAAACUCAGUUACUGUGGGGAAAAAUAUUAUUUUGCAUUAAGAUUGUAACACUUUAGAAGCAAACUGUGCCUUAUGACUCAUUGUCAUAAUGAAGUAUAAAUAAAUGUAGGUACCUAUGUUUUGCUUGAUUUACUGCAUGCUCUGUAUCUGUAUGUUAGAAAAAUAGGCGAGUACUAGAGGACAAAACUUUUAAGUGAACUGUCUCUUUCAUCUCGUGUGAAAAACAAGUACUUGUCACUCAGAACAAAGUAAGCUCAGUUUCAUAGAGGACAGGAGGUUCCUGUAACCACAGAAAGAGGCGUUGCUUCAAUGAUCCUGUGUUCCAUGAGGGAGGUGCUUCUUUCUGUCCUUAUCCUUGUUUUACACUUUUUAUAAAAACAAUUUCCCUCAGUUAGAAAAGUUGAAUACAAUAAGUGAAGCUGCUGCAUUGACAAGUUCCAGUAUAAACACAUGUAUCAUCCACAAACAAAAUGUGACAAUCUGCAUCUGCUGUAGAAGGGAAAACAAACAUGGUGCAAAUUAAUGUAAAAAUAAUUUGGCUGAUUUGUCAUUGGAUAAUCACAGCAAAGCCCAAAUUAAACACAGUGCCAAACACAUUUGAUUUAGCACAUUCAGAUGACAGUUCUUAAUUAACUGUCCCUAUAUUCGGCACAUCUUCAUAUUAUAGAAAUUUUCUCUUUUUUGUUAUGAUGUGGCAUGAAAUGUUAAUCUGUGUGUGUGAAUUAAUCCAUUUAAUACUUUCUCUGGGUGGUGAUUUUUGAUCAAUA
Molecule: messenger RNA, 3046 nt
Organism: Epinephelus moara (kelp grouper)
Lineage: Eukaryota; Metazoa; Chordata; Actinopteri; Perciformes; Serranidae
Product: polyunsaturated fatty acid lipoxygenase ALOX15B-like
Exons: 14
Coding region: 1-2025 (674 amino acids)
Biological process (GO): lipid oxidation; linoleic acid metabolic process
Molecular function (GO): protein binding; iron ion binding; oxidoreductase activity, acting on single donors with incorporation of molecular oxygen, incorporation of two atoms of oxygen
Source: RefSeq, a predicted model, not a curated record